CUUCAACCACCACCUGCAUCUGCUCAACUGCUUUCAGAGAUUCGUAUCUGCAUACCUUUUUUUUCGCAUUGUACUACAUUCAACUGGCGAUAAUCUGCAAACUUGUUAAUUGAGCUCUUUUUUUCAUUACAUUCCGGCUUGCUUAGCUCUCACAAGCCUACAUUCACAUUACCACACCUACACGCAUCGAGCGAUUCAACAAUCGUCAUCGGUGAGCUUGGACUUGGCAAGUAGCAAGUCACUAGCAAACAGACGCCAACACGUCAACAUCAGCAAGACAUUGCGCAAAAACGCAAAAAUAGUCAACCCUGUCUUUGGAAUACGAUAUAACAAGGACGAUUUAUUCUCAAACCUUGUCGCCUGAGCGCGAAUAUCUAAUACACCUGCACCAAGUGUCUUGUCGCACGAGCAGCCAAUAUGGUGAAGGAAACUAAGCUUUACGAUGCACUGGGCAUCAAGCCCGAUGCGACACAAGAUGACAUCAAGAAGGGAUACAGGAAACAAGCACUUAAGUGGCACCCCGACAAGAACAAGAACAACACAGAUGCAGCCGAGAAGUUCAAGGAGGUAUCUCAAGCAUACGAGAUCCUCUCGGAUCCAGAAAAGCGCAAGACAUAUGACCAAUAUGGGCUUGAAUUCCUCCUGCGCGGGGGCGUGCCCAUGGACACGGAUGGUGGCAACCCCUUCGCUGGCGGUGCUGGUGGCAUGCCUGGAGGCUUCCAGAACUUCGGCUUUGGCGGUCCAGGUGGUGGCGGCACUUUCCGCUUUUCGACCAACGGCAGCGGGUUCAGUUUCAGCAACCCCGAUUCCGUCUUUUCAGAUUUCUUCAGGCAGGCCAGUGGUGGUGGCGGCGGCGGUAUGGGUGGCAUAAACCCUGAAGACCUUGAAGAUAUUCUCGGCGGCGGUGCCCGCUCCUCGAGGGGAGGUCCGCGCGUGCGGUCGUCCUUUGGUGAUUCCGUGCCCGGUGGUGGUGCGAGGUCACAAAGGCAACCCACACCUGAGAUCACAACGGUCGAGCGUCCCCUGCCAGUGACGCUGGAGGAGAUGUUCAACGGCACCACCAAGAAGAUGAAGAUCAAGCGCAAGAUGUUUGACGACUCAGGAAAGCGCACCACUACCGACACGGUUCUCGAGGUCCCCAUCAAGCCUGGUUUGAAGAAGGGCAGCAAGAUCCGCUUCAAGGGGGUGGGCGACCAGGAGGAGGGCGGCCAGCAGGAUUUGGUCUUUAUCGUGGAAGAGAAAAAACAUGCACUCUACACUCGCGAGGGUGAUGAUGUCGUCCACGAUGUCGACCUGGAGCUCAAGGAGGCCCUGACAGGCUGGAAGCGCACAAUCACAACCAUUGACGGAAAGCAGCUGCAAAUCGACAAGGCAGGGCCUACGCAGCCAGGCUCCCGUGAUACCUACCCUGGCCUCGGAAUGCCAAUCUCCAAGAAGCCUGGCCAGAGGGGUAACUUUGUUGUCAAGUACAACGUCAAGUUCCCCACCUACUUGACACCCGAGCAAAAGACAAAGUUGAAGGAGAUCUUAUGAGUUGAUGCUGACUUUGAGAGGUGGUAAAUAAUUUUCUUGUAAUUUGGCUUAGAGGCGAAAGGCAGUGAGUACAUUAGGCGUUUACUCUUUCAGCUUUUGAUUUUCCUUGUUUUCUUCUCACGGAUGGGGCGUCUGCAUCCGCGGCAUGGGAGUUAUGAGUAUACGUCGGUUUUUUGUUUUGUUCUUCUUGGCGUUCUUUCUUUUCUCUCUCUUCGCAGCCAGCUUUGCGACUGGGGAUUAGGCGACAGGCUUGGCCCGAUUUUCCAACUGGGAGUGGUAUAAUAUAGCACUUAUACAGACGAAAUGACGAUUUUAACGCAUUUAGACACAUGCAUUUACUGACAAAAAUGCAUGUCGGGUGGUAUCAUGAUGGGAGGAUGCAUAGAGAGCAGAGAAUGUUCUAUAAUAGAUAGCCUGUGCACAGUUAGUUCUAUCAACUUGUGCUUUUCGCCCACA
This is a messenger RNA of Pyricularia oryzae 70-15, 1989 nucleotides long. RefSeq names its product SIS1. Gene Ontology annotation, biological process: translational initiation. The record is from RefSeq and is a predicted model, not a curated record. The coding region runs from base 418 to 1533 and encodes 371 amino acids. NCBI's taxonomy places the organism in Eukaryota, Fungi, Ascomycota, Sordariomycetes, Magnaporthales, Pyriculariaceae. Gene Ontology annotation, cellular component: cytosol. The transcript is spliced from 3 exons. Gene Ontology annotation, molecular function: protein-folding chaperone binding.